Messenger RNA from Ostertagia ostertagi, 561 nucleotides. The record is from the annotation of a GenBank genome assembly. Lineage: Eukaryota; Metazoa; Nematoda; Chromadorea; Rhabditida; Trichostrongylidae.
GUUGCCACUUAUAUACCCCAGUUGGCGAGAGCUGAUCCGGAAGCAUUUGCGAUCUCUGUAUGCACUGUCGAUGGCCAACGAAAGAGUUGGGGUGAUGCCUUGAAGCCUUUUUGCCUUCAGUCAGUUUCGAAACCAUUUACGUACGCGUUGGUUCACGACGAAAUCGGUCCGGAUGACUUGCAUACCUAUGUUGGACAAGAGCCCAGCGGACGACUGUUCAAUGAUAUUUCUCUCGAUCACAAUAAAAAGCCGCACAAUCCGUUGAUCAACCGCUGCGGCGAUCGUAUGGCAUCUUUGAUGAAGCGUAAUGCAUCACUAUCGGACCGCUUUGACUUUGCUAUCCACCAAAUGCGAAGAUUUUGCGGUGCCGGCUACGUGGGUUUCAAUAAUGCUGUAUUCCCACCUGAUGCGCAUCUCCAAGACACCUUGGAUUUAUACUUCCAACUCUGUUCAAUUGAAACAAAUUGCGACACCAUGGCUGUUAUGGCGGCGACGCUGGCCAACGGCGGAGUGAAUCCAAUGAACGGCGAGAGGGUCAUCAACAAUCGGUAUCGUUUCUAG